Molecule: messenger RNA, 517 nt
Organism: Erythranthe guttata (spotted monkey flower)
Lineage: Eukaryota; Viridiplantae; Streptophyta; Magnoliopsida; Lamiales; Phrymaceae
Source: RefSeq, a predicted model, not a curated record
AAAAUUAUCUCGUUUCAAGUAUAUAUAUAUAUACACAAUUGCCGAAUCUAUGGCGGCUGCAGUUUCUUCAUCUUCACUUAAUAAGGUUGGGUAUACAUUAUCGAUGAUGAUUUUGCUUAGCUUGUUGGUGAUAAUAAUAACAGGUCCGGCCGAGGUAGAAUCAGCCGCAAUCACGUGCAGCGCAGUUGUGACGAGGAUCACUUCGUGCAUCGGUUAUGUCCAAAGAGGCGGUGAGGUGACACCUGCAUGCUGCGACAGUCUGAAAUCACUGAACGACGAAGCCAAAACAACGGCCGAUUUGCAAGCCGCAUGCAGGUGUCUCACGGCGCUUAUACCUAGCGUUUCGCCUAACCCUAGUUUGAUUAACAGCCUUCCCGAUAAAUGCGGCAUCCCUUUUCCGUACCGAUACACCCCAUCGCUCGACUGUUCAAAGUAAGAACAAUAUUAUUCAACACUGUAACAAGAACAAAGCUUUCUCUUUCACACACACACACACACACACACACACACACACACA